GGGUUUUAUUCGACCCGCCCAUCUUCGUUUCCAGCAGUGGCAAACGGUGUUCGGAGCUUCAACACACACACAAGAAAUUGUGUAAACAUUCUUUUUUAUUUGUUUUUUUUAUAAACCGUGCGCCCCUUCUGCGAAGAGAAGAGCGAGUUUAUCCUGCGGGCUGCCGAACGCGAGGGACGCGGCGCCCGUCUGGCGCGGGUCGUGUAACUGCACUGCUCGCGAUGAUGCAGCCAUGGAAGAGUACGCAGGCCGGCUUGUCUCCUUCGUCUCACACUCGCCCCAUCGCGUGUCCCAGGUCACGUGUUGUUCCCAGCGUCCAGUGAGUUUACGGAUGGCGGAUUUGUCGGUUGCGGCUGUUUUCAAGAACGUAACCACGAUGGGUUGGUAGAAUGAAGCGGCGCUUGGAUGAACAAGAGAAUGUGCCAGGUGCUGGUGGUGGGCAGCAGCAGCAGCACCAGCAUCAGCAGCAGCCACAGCAGCAGCAGGGACCGCUGACACCACGCAUUGGAGCUGGGGGAGAGGGUGUCUACCCUCGCCCUCAGCACCGGGCGCUUGCGCCUGCCCCGUCUGUGUACGAUCAGAUUUCGGAGAACAUCCCACCAGCAAGCAACAUCCACUAUUCAACGACGCCGACAUACCAGGUUCCAACUGUGCCGCAGGGUUCACUGGGGCAAUCCCCGGGUGUCCACGGGACACAUCAUCACUCCACCUCGCUACCCACCGCUCACCCCCAGCCCAUCCCGCACACCUCUCAUCCCCACACGCAGCCGCAGCCACAGGGACAACAGUUCCAGCGACUCAAGGUGGAGGAUGCUCUGUCCUACUUGGACCAGGUGAAGCUACAGUUUGGCAACCAGCCCCAAGUGUACAACGAUUUCCUGGACAUCAUGAAGGAGUUCAAGUCCCAGAGCAUCGACACACCCGGCGUCAUCAGCCGGGUCUCCAACCUCUUCAAGGGCCACCCGGACCUCAUCAUGGGCUUCAACACCUUCUUGCCACCGGGCUACAAGAUUGAGGUGCAGACGAACGACCUGAUCAGUGUGACGACGCCCACGCAGUCUGCCCAGCCUGUGCAGCAGCCGCCACCGCCACCACAACAGCAGCAACAGCAACACAGCAACGUGCAGCCUCACCCACUGAGCAGCAUCCCUCACCCGCAGCUCUCGCCAACUCAACCACCCACACCAAAACUUGGCAAGGCCGUGCCCAGCUCACCGGUUACGCCGUCAGGCCCCGCAGCUGCUGCGCUCGUCAGCUUCCCUACGCAGCAUGCAGCCACAAGCCAAGCAAGCCAGGGCUCUGGUCCUGGCACUGGAGGUGGUGGUGGCAGCGGCGGCGGUGGCGGAGGUGGCGGAGGUGGUGGUGCCGCUGGAGGACUGCACGGGACGCCACAGCCGCAGCUUCACAGCACCCAGCCCGUGGAGUUCAACCAUGCCAUCAACUACGUAAACAAGAUCAAGAAUCGCUUCCAGGGCCAACCCGACAUCUACAAGGCCUUCCUGGAGAUCCUGCACACGUAUCAGAAGGAGCAGCGUAAUAUGAAGGAGUCUGGUGGGAAUUACCUGCCGAAGCUGACAGAGCAGGAGGUGUAUGCGGAGGUUGCGCGGCUCUUCAAGAAUCAGGAGGACCUGCUGGCUGAGUUCGGCCAGUUCCUCCCAGAUGCCAACGGCUCUCACCUGCUAACGAAGACCUGCGAGAAGGUGGACUCGGUGCACAAUGACCAUGGCGCCACGGUCAAGAAGCCACUGCUCAGCAUGGGCAGCAGCACCAAGCGGCUGAGCCAGAACGGCAGCCAGAUCCGGCGGCUUAGCGGGCCUGGCACCACACCGCCUGCCAAGGCCUCAAAAACAAGCCCCUCGCCACGUUUUACAUUGCAGAAGAAACUGAAGCCCAGCAGCUUUAAGGACACGUCCAGUGCUGACUCGAGCAAACACGGCAGCCUUGGAGAGUUUGCUUUCUUCGAUAAGGUGCGGAAAGCACUGAAGAGCCACGAGGUAUACGAGAAUUUUCUGCGGUGCCUUGUGCUCUUCAACCAGGAGGUGGUGUCGCGCUCAGAGCUGGUGCAGCUGGUGUUUCCCUUCCUAGGCAAGUUCCCAGAGCUCUUCAGCUGGUUCAAGACAUUUGUUGGCUACAAGGAGUUUUCCCACCCCGAGGCGUUGCCCAAGGACCGCUCGGCUGAGGGCAUUGCCAUGGAGAUCGACUACGCCUCCUGCAAGCGUCUGGGCCCAAGCUACCGCGCUCUGCCCAAGAGCUAUCAGCAGCCCAAGUGUAGUGGGCGUACGCCGCUGUGCCGCGAGGUGUUGAACGACACCUGGGUGUCCUUCCCAUCGUGGUCGGAGGAUUCCACGUUUGUGAGCUCCAAGAAGACUCAGUACGAAGAGCACAUUUACCGCUGCGAGGAUGAACGAUUUGAGCUGGACUACGUGCUAGAGACAAACCUGGCGACGAUCCGCGUGCUGGAGAGCGUUCACAAGAAGCUGUCGCGCAUGUCGGAGGAGGACAAGGCGCGCUUCCACCUCGACAGCUGCCUGGGCGGCACCUCUGAGGUCGUGCACCGCAAGGCCGUACAGCGCAUCUACGGUGACAAAGCCAAUGAGAUCAUCGACGGCCUCAAGAAGAACCCCGCUGUCGCCGUGCCCGUUGUCCUCAAGAGGCUCAAGGCAAAGGAUGAGGAGUGGCGCGAGGCGCAGCGCGGCUUCAACAAGAUCUGGCGAGAGCAGAAUGAGAAGUACUACCUCAAAUCACUCGACCACCAGGGCAUCAACUUCAAGCAGAACGACACCAAGGCCCUGCGCUCUAAGAGCCUCCUCAACGAGAUUGAAACAAUCUACGACGAGCACCAGGAGCAGGCGGCGGAGGGAAACGUGUCACCGGCGUCGGGCCCGCACCUCGAUUACGAGUACGAGGACAAGCAGAUCCUGGAGGACGCCGCCUCGCUCAUCAUCCACCAUGUCAAGCGGCAGACUGGUAUCCAGACCGAGGACAAGCACAAGAUCAAGCAGCUCAUCUACCACCUCGUGCCAGACCUGUUCUUCGGCUCGCGCGGUGAGCUCAGCGACAUGGAGGAGUCUGCCGCGGGAGACGAAGAUGCCGCCCCGACCGUGGCCUCCUCCACGGACUCUGCUGAGGGCAAGGCCAAUGGGCCAGCAGAUGGCAGCAGUCCCGGGAAGGGCAAUAAGUCUGAGGGCAGUGGAGGGGGCAGCGUGACGGGCAAGAGCAAGCUGCUGUUCGCCACGACGCACGCGCAUAAGCUGAAGGGGCUGGAGCAUGUGUACAACCUGAUGUUCGUCAACAACAACUGGUACAUCUUCCUGCGGCUGCACCAGCUGCUGUGUUCGCGGCUCCUGCGGAUCUACAUGCAGGCGGAGCGGCAGAUGGAGGAGGAGCGCAUGGGAUCAGAGCCCGCAGCCAAGAAGGACAAGAAGGAAAGCCCUGCCUACCAACUGCGACUCAAGCAGCCCAGUGAGCUGGAAGUAGAUGACUAUUACCCGGCCUUCCUGGACAUGGUGAAGAAUUUGCUGGAUGGCAACAUGGAGUCAUCCCACUAUGAGGACACUCUGCGCGAGAUGUUCACCAUCCACGCCUACAUCGGCUUCACCAUGGACAAGCUCAUCCAGAACAUUGUCCGCCAGCUGCAGCACAUCGUGACGGACGAGGUGUGCGUGCGGGUCAUGGAGCUGUACCUGGGCGAGUCACCGGCCGCUACCGGCGGCAGCUUGGCCACUCAGAGCAGCCGCUCGUCUCACGAGGCCGCCUACCAGAAAAAAGUGGAACAGCACAUGUCCGAUGAGAACUGCUUCAAGGUCAUGUUCAUACAGAGCGAGGGUCGUGUGAAGCUCAUGGUGGAACUGCUGGACACAGAUGAGGACCACUCGGACGGCCCCGUUGAAGUAGAGCGUUGGUCGGACUACGUGGACCGCUACGUGAGCCCAGACUUCUCAUCGCCUGAGCUAAGGGAACACCUGGCUCGCAAGCCUGUCUUCCUGCCCAGGAACCUGCGGCGAGUGCGCAAGUGGCAGCGGGAGCUCGACUGCCAGGAGAAGGAGAGCCGCGAGGCGGCGAGCGGCUCAAGCGGCGCCGGCAGCACCACUGGUACCACCACCCCCAAACCUGGGGAGCCGGAGGCCUUCAACAAGAUCGAGUGCAACUUCAAGCUCAACUCGUACAAGAUGGUCUACGUGUUCAAUUCGGAGGACUACCUUUACCGACGCACUGCCCUGCAGCGUGCCCAGCAGUCGCACCAGCGCGUCUCGCGGCGCCUGCACCGGCGCUUCCAUAGCUGGUGGGACGAGUGGAGCAAGGUGCACGUGACCCCUGAGAUGGAUGAUGCCACCAACUCGUGGCUGCUUGGCCAGGGCCUGGAGGACAUGAAGCCGUGCACCACCACGCGGCAGCUCGAGAUCGUUCACCACAUGCCGCUCAACAAAUACCGUGUCAAGCCCAUCAAGGAUGCCGUCAUCGACAAGCCGACAGAGUAGGCUCAAUGGCAUCUACUGCAUGACCAUGAAAUGUCGGGUCACAGCACCGGCGCAAACCUUAGCAGCGACUCGUCCUGCAUUAAAAAGUAGCUCUGGCUUUUUAAAACGUAGCCCAAACCUGGCUGAAGCCAGGUCUCUUCUUUGGAAUGGACUUAAUUCAAUGCCCUUGCCAGGUGCUCCAUGUCAGCUAGAGGCUACUUAAGGGAGGUCCUCACCCCUGUUGAUAAUUUUUUUAGGCUUAGUUUUAUCUAGGGGAGGGCCUCACUCAGGCAUUCAUAUCUGGCUGAGCCGAUUUGCUUUACUUGCUAGACAACGAGCAUUCAGUGGAACUGUCAUUGUACACAGAAAUGUUGGACAGGUUUGCCUAUGAAAAUGUAAAUUAUAGGUUUCUCUUUUCCUGCUUGGGUAUUGCUCCAUAGUCUUGGAAGUGUACAGCGCACGUCACACAUGAUUACCGCGUGCCAAUCUGGACCUGUCCUUACGGAGGUUGUAUGGUCAGAUACAUUUUAAAUCCACGGGUGGUAGAACUGUAAGAUCUGUUGGAUGGGUCUGAGCAGUGGUCAAGGGUGCUUGCUGACAGCACUUGCCCCAACAGUCUGUUAAGGCUAUAAAGGGGAUCUUUGUCUUUACAGUGGAAAAGGUGUCGAUCUCGAGUACAGACAUUGUUCAAGCUGCCCAAGUCAGGCUAUUGCUUUAGGGUUAUAGAAUAUUAAGGGACUGCAUUUGCAGUGGUGUACAAUCACAAAUCAAAAAACUCAACUUCCCACGUUCAUCGUUAACACUGCCUUACAACAUAAAUAUACGUAAGGAAUAUUUAAUGGGUUCCUAGGAUGAUAUGCUAAACUUUUGGGCAGCGGCCUUCAGUGUACUUUAUACUCUUAUGUUUUAUAGUAAGGCAGCGUUAAUGACCGAUGUAUUCAACUUUUUCGGUUUGUGCUUUGAGUAUAGUUUGGCUUCAUAGGUAACUUUAAUAAAAAGCAUGCUGACUGUGCUACAUAUUUUGGUUUUUUGUUUCAUCAUUUUUAUACUGCUCGAUUAGUGAGGUACUGUAUUUUAAAGUAAUAUGUACAACAGAUGUAGAAAUCCCAUUUUUGCUAAAAGUUACAUCUGUAUUACAAAACCAUGUUUUAGGUGACUGUUAGACCUUAAUUGUAUUUUCAUUUAAAAAUACAAAAUUCAUUCGUGCUUUUGUAUCCUACAUAAUUGGAGCCGAAAUAACAAUUUGACUUUUGGUUCGUGAUGCACAAGUUGUCUCAUGGUGGUUUCACCGAAUGGUUCUGUGUUUCAUGCAGAACAUUGAAGGGAUGGAUUUGAAUCUCAUCUCAGGGUAGAAUGCUGACCUGAGGUGGCAUACAGAUUUCCCCGUGAGGUCCGUACUCUGACCCCAGUGGUCGGCUAAGCUGAGCCUUUGUCCAAACCAAGUCUCUCUAAAAAAUGAGAAAUAGGUGACGGGCACAGUGGAUUAGGUGGGGGGGGGGGGUGUUUGAGGACUCGCCCCCCCAACCUGCCCCACACAAUCCCGAAGCAGGAGGUAAUCAACUUAAUAUUAAGAAUACAAAUGUGCUGUUCUUAAUGUGUCCUUUUUACUCUUUAAAACAAACCCUAUAGUAAUUAAAUAUAAAUUACUGUAGAUUACCUGCGUUAAUCAGAUGCUAUGUCCCACCACCUCGGCCGAGGGGGGAAAAUCCUGACAUGUGAAGGAUAAAGGUUCGUAUAACAGUUUAGGUGUUUUUAAACAUCUAAACAUUUUUGUACUUUACUCAAUACCCAGUGGAUAUUGUGGAAGUCGUUUUUAUCUUUUACAGAAAGGUGUGCACUUAAAGCCAGGGAUUUGCAUCUGUAUCCUUCACACGUCCCUAAAGAGCUCAAAGCUGUCAAUUUUCCCCCCUCAAGCCUAAGCACUUAAAAAAAACGGUGGAUCUUAAGAAAAUGCGCCAUGGCUAUAAUCGCACAGCCGCCAGCAACAUCACUAAUUGUGAAUGAUAAUAUUACAGUUGCCCUUAAUUUUACUCUAACUCGAUGAGCCAAAGUGUAAUUGGUACCACCUGCAUUUCUUGAUGGCCAUUUAAACGUUUAUUUUGAUAACCCACACAUUUUUAAAAGGGUUUUCACUUCACUGUUAUUGGCCAUGAUAAUAAAAUUUGUACGAAAAUGUUUGACUGGUUGUACCAAGUGAGGUCUUGUCUUGGCACAGACUUAGGUUUGCUGUUAUUUCAUCACCAUUUUUUAAAUAACAUUGUCAUAUCCUACGUGUUAGUGGUACAGUUUGGUAUGGCUUGUCAAGUGUUACUAGAAUUUAUAAUUAUAUAUAUUUUUAAAUUUUUGGUUUAAAGAGUGAGAGAUGCUCUUUUGGGGUGGCUCACACCCUUGCCAAAAGGGCCUUUAUAUUUAAAUUUUUAUUUUUGAUUUACAAACGGCGCUGAAAAGCAUUACCCUGCCUGGUGUAAACUCGCUCUUUGUAAACCUCUCCUGACUUCCUGCGUCGCUGGAAGUGUUUUUGUUUUUCAUAAGACCGCAACCUACCAGCGAGGGCUACAAGAGAAGUGAAAGUGUGCUGUCUGGAGGCUGUGGCCUCUGCCGACAUGUGCUAAGGGCCAGAGGCUGUAUUUCGGCAUGAUGCAUAUAACUUAAUUUCACUGCACAUUUCCCAGAUUGUAAUGACGUCAUUGUCCUGUUGUAUUUUGUGAUACGCAAGUGUAAUAGUGAUUUAAAUAAAAGAUACACUAUGUUGUAAUUGCCA
This is a messenger RNA of Petromyzon marinus (sea lamprey), 7218 nucleotides long. It is a transcript of the gene SIN3A, whose product is annotated as SIN3 transcription regulator family member A. Gene Ontology annotation, cellular component: chromatin; Sin3-type complex. Lineage: Eukaryota; Metazoa; Chordata; Hyperoartia; Petromyzontiformes; Petromyzontidae. Gene Ontology annotation, molecular function: transcription corepressor activity. The record is from RefSeq and is a predicted model, not a curated record. Gene Ontology annotation, biological process: negative regulation of transcription by RNA polymerase II.